GUACGUCACAAAUCAACCACUAGUCGACUAAUGGUCCUUGCCCGAACUUGGCCUAGUUGCCUAACUUAAUGACGCCAUCGCGUACAAGUACAAAUUACACACAGGAAAAUCUGUUUUCCUUGCUGUUUGGGAAGCUGUGGAUGAACUUGACUACGUACGCACCUCCAUUUCUACUUCUCCCACCGUACGUCCUGCCAUGAUGACAAAGCUGACCAGGUGUAGAUUGCCCUGAUGCAGUGACUUGCUCUGAGGAUAUCUAAGGAGGCGGCAGUUUCAAUCCAUAUCACCAUGCCUGUCAAACAGAAGAAGGAGCUGUAUAUCGCCAAGUCGAUGCAAGAACUCAACCUAAAGGCACAGGUUGAUACCGACAGAAACACAAAAAUAAAAAUAUACUGUCGGUCUGCUGAUAAGAUGUUUCAAGAGGCUGAAAAAGCUGACAGGAAUCAGGAUGAGGAACGUGCAUAUGUCCUGUACAUGAAGUUUACUUGCUUAGUACAGUAUAUAUUAAAAGCAAAGGAAUACAAAGCAGAUAAGGAAUAUUAUGACUCCCUUGGAGGCAUAAAGAAUGUCUUGCCUGCUAUUGAAAAGGCUGAGUCUCUUCAAAAAUCUCUAAUAAAACGUUAUGAGGAUCUAAAGGAAGAGGAAGAGAUCAAAGCCAAAUUUGAGACUGAAGAUCAGGCAUCCCAGGACAGUGUUGACAAACCAAGAGAUGCAAACAUAAAUGGAGAGGCAUUAAGACAGGAUGCUUCUCUUGAAAGUACAGACUUUGGUCAAAAUGGAGCUGUGACUGCUUGCCAACUUUACAGGCUGUUCCAGGAUAGCACAAGGAAGAUUCUUGUAAUUGAUGUGAGAUCUAGUGAGCAGUACAAGUCUUCACAUAUAAGGAACCCACAAGUUAUCAAUGUACCACAGGAAGUUAUCAAACCAGGAACCACUGUAACUCUGAUUGCUAAGGGCCUUUCAUCUGAAGUCAAGGAGAUGUGGAACAUGCGAGGUAGUGUUGAUUGUAUUGUGAUGCUCGAUUGGAAUAGUACAGCUGGAGACCUGACAAAGGGUUCCACAUUGGCAAGCUUGAAAGAUGCUCUCAGCAAGUGGGAUUCAACAAUAACUUUAAAAAUGGAGCCUGUUGUGCUGGAUGGAGGAUUUGGAAGUUGGUUGUUGCGAUAUCCUAUGUUUACCACCAAUCCCCAUGUGACCAGGCCACCGGUGGAUAGUGCCUCUUCAACAAGUUUGCACUUGUUGGAUUUUGACUAUCCAUCUCUUGAAGAUGAUCAGCCAAAGCCUGAGACCAAACCAAGCCCACCUAUUCAAAAUGGACCUGCGGCAAAGCCAUCCAUUUCUGUUGGUCGUAAUGAGCAGACAGCACUAUCUGGCAAUGAUGUCAACUCCGCAACCAGUUCUGUAUUAUCCCCUGCUUCUUCUGCUGUCAGUUCUUUCAAAAGUACCCCCACUGUCAAUAGAUCCAGCAAGCCCAAACAACUAAAUGCAAACUCAUAUCCAACGAACAUUCCUUCAGCAAUCUCAAUGAAUGAAGAUAACACCAUGGAAGUAGCAGCCAAGGUUUCUCUGAGUUCAAAUAAAGAGGAACACGCCUACAGAUCAAAAAUAAGUGUGCCUUCAGUCCCAGAUGCUGAAUCCCCUCAAUUGUCUAAUGAAAAGCCAGUGAUUCCUAAUCGAUCUCUGAAGCCAUUGGUACAAGACGAUAAGACGAAAAUUGCAGGUAAAGAGAAUGGAAAUAUUGAAGUAAUAGCUGGUGAGAGUAAUUCUAAGAAAGAGAGUGCAAUAGGCAACCAGAAUCUGAUGAAAGAAGUCAGGCAGGUGGACAAAGCAGAUAAGGAAGAGAAAACAGGAGGUGAAGGAGAGAUAGCAAGGAUGCAAAGAGAACAUCGAAUACAAGAGCAACAGGCUAAGUUGGAGCUAGAGAAAAUGAGACAGGAAAAGAUGAAAACAGAAAACAAACAGCUACGCCUCGAAAAGGCACAUAUCGAAAAACAACUCGAAGAAAAGAUAGCAGCACUGAAACGUAUGCAACAGGAGCUUGAGGCACAACGUCAACAAAAACAGAGCAAAGAAACAGUUGCUGAAGAUGAACAGCAUCGAUUGCAGAAGGAAGAAAGAGAGAAGAAAGAAGCUGAUGGAGGAUGUGAUGCAAAACCACUACGGUUGAGUGCAAACCAAGGUGUCAAACAAGAUGUCAAACUGCAGGAUGAAGCUUUGCCUAAGCUAACGGCAAAAACUUUAGAUUCUCCAGUAGAAGGAGAUUCAGAGCCUCAAUUACAAGAGGAGAUAGGUAAUCACAAAACCUCACGUGAAGAUACAAGGAAGCCAGCACAACCAGUUAAUAAGCAUCAACAACAUGCCUCAUCUACACCAGUCACUUCUAUGUCUGCCCCAUCAGUUCCCAUCUCAACGCCAUCCAAUACUAUGCAGAUAUCAAGCACUGGUACUACUUCAACAUUACCUGCUGGCUGGGAGAAGAAGCUUCAUCUUACCAGCAACAAGUAUUAUUACAUAGAUCAUAAUACAGGGACUACUCACUGGAGUCCUCCUACUAUUGGACCAGGGGGAGCAGCAACAACAGCUACUGCAUCAUCUACAAAGCCUGUUACAACAGUAUCUUCUGAACAACGGCUUGACACCAGAGGAUCAGGAUCUCCGUCAAAGACUUCAACUCCGUCUUCUACCACCAAGACUCGCUUGAAGUCGGACUCAUCAGAGGCUCCUCAAUCCAACUUGAAGAGAUCAUUUUCAUCACCAAAUGUUGCACAGAUGGUCAUUAAUGAACAGGAGGAGAUACCUCGAAUUCCAUCUGUUAACAGAGCUAACAAGCCAAUACAAAGGAUGCCAUCUUCUUCAAUAGUACAGUCAGCACAACCUAAAAUACUGCCAUCUGUCACACGGGCACGCAACCUCAAUCCAGUCUAUGGUAACCAAGGACGAUCGCUAACUGGCUUACGUAACCUUGGAAACACAUGCUUCAUGAACUCGGUAGUCCAGUGCUUAAGCAAUUCAACACCGCUAACUUACUACUUCAUCACUGACAAGUAUGUUCCUGAUAUCAAUAGGCAAAAUCCACUUGGUCGUGGGGGUAAUGUGGCGCAGGAAUUUGCUGUAGUGAUCAAGGCUAUUUGGUCAGGUCAGUAUCGAUCCAUCUCACCACUAGACCUCCGUGACACCGUCACCAAGUAUGUUCCUGAGUUUCGAAAGAACAUCGGUCACCACCAUGACUCACAGGAAUUUCUCUUAUUUCUACUGGAUGGAUUACAUGAAGAUCUCAAUCAGGUUAAGAAGCGAGAGUACAUCAAAGAGGAAGAAUUAGAGAAGUAUCCUGACCAGACAGCUGCUGAAAUAUCCUGGACAUAUCACAACCGACUCAACCAGUCCAUCAUUGUUACAUUGUUCCAAGGCCAGUUUAAAUCAACAGUCUGCUGCUUGUCAUGUGGUCACAAAUCUGUCAAGUUUGAGGCAUUCAUGUACUUGUCACUGCCUCUUCCUUCGUCAAGCCGAUGCACAUUACAGCAAUGUCUCAAGAAAUUCUCAACAGAGGAAAAAUUGAGUGGAGACAAUGCUAUUUACUGUUCCCGAUGUAAAACCAACAGGGAUUCUGCUAAGGUCAUCCUCAUCUGGAAGCUACCCCGUAUCCUUCUAAUACAUCUCAAGAGAUUUUACUAUGAAGGCAUGUGGCGUCAGAAGCUUCAGACUAUGGUUGAUUUCCCUCUACAUAACAUGGACAUGUCACCUUAUACAAGAGGACCCAAACCACCCAAGCCAUACUACUUAUAUGCAGUCUCUAACCACAUUGGAACUAUGGAUGGAGGACAUUAUACAGCUUGUUGUCUGAAUGUCAACAACAACCGUUGGUACAAGUUUGAUGAUCAUGAAGUGCAUGAUGCAUCGCAAAGUAACAUAAAGAGUGCAGCAGCCUACAUCCUUUUCUAUUCUUCAAUGGACCAGCUUAUUCCAUAGAACUUCAUUGCAGUUUAUGUGAUGUUGCUAGUAACACUUCAUCAACUUCAAGAUUUAACCCUGUAAGUUAAUACAAGUAACUGUAUGCAAUGCAGAACAGGUAAACUUCUAUUAAAAUGGGUAUUAUUGGAUCGUUAUUAUCAA
Molecule: messenger RNA, 4110 nt
Organism: Patiria miniata (bat star)
Lineage: Eukaryota; Metazoa; Echinodermata; Asteroidea; Valvatida; Asterinidae
Product: ubiquitin carboxyl-terminal hydrolase 8-like
Exons: 19
Coding region: 289-3966 (1225 amino acids)
Biological process (GO): protein deubiquitination
Molecular function (GO): cysteine-type deubiquitinase activity; protein binding
Source: RefSeq, a predicted model, not a curated record